Messenger RNA from Soboliphyme baturini, 408 nucleotides. The record is from the annotation of a GenBank genome assembly. NCBI's taxonomy places the organism in Eukaryota, Metazoa, Nematoda, Enoplea, Dioctophymatida, Soboliphymatidae.
AUGGUUGAGUCUUGGUUUUUAGUUUCGUCCAUAACCGCCGACAGCAGCCUCUUCGCCAGCAACGGCUCUGUGAUGACAGCUCCGUUGAACACGAUGCUGAUCAGUCCUGACUAUUACGUUCAGGAGACGCCAGCGAAAGUAAGCAGCAGCGGAGACAGCGGAUAUUGCUAUUUGCUAGCCUGUGAUUCGCAGAAAUAUGCAAACUACCAAAGCCAGUCAAUGCAGUACGGCAGCGGCGGCUGCAAUGCGUACAGCAUACUAUACCCUCAGAAUUCAUGGAUGAAUCCUCAGUUAUCCGCAGCCGGUCAGGCAGCGAAUCAAUUGUACAACCUCCGAAAUACGGUAGGAGCCAAUGCAAAUACGAACGCACUGACGUUGACCGGCUAUCCGAAUAAGCGAAUGCUUUGA